Messenger RNA from Manduca sexta (tobacco hornworm), 6243 nucleotides. Its product is annotated as hemicentin-1. The record is from RefSeq and is a predicted model, not a curated record. Gene Ontology annotation, molecular function: nucleic acid binding; metal ion binding; hydrolase activity. The transcript is spliced from 31 exons. The coding region runs from base 54 to 5624 and encodes 1856 amino acids. NCBI's taxonomy places the organism in Eukaryota, Metazoa, Arthropoda, Insecta, Lepidoptera, Sphingidae.
AUAACGUCAGUAUUCUAUUAUGAACAUCGCAAACGCGGGUCAUAAUACAAAAGAUGUUGCUGCGGUUUCUGGCAAUUUUGAUCUUUGUGCAUUCUGUUCUGUAUGCGUCAUGUGCAAGAACAAAGAGUUUAACGUUCGUCAUCGAUGACACGAAAUCUAUGAGAGACGAUAUAAAUCAAGUGUUGAAGGAGGUUGAUGGGAUCAUGAACUUAGUGCUCAACAAGGCUAGUGAAAUUGAGGAUUUAGUGCUGGUCACGUUUAACGAUCCAGAUGUCCAUCUCAGAAAAAAAACUAGAAGCCGCAAAGAGUUUGAAAGAGCUCUCAGUUCCAUAAAAGUUAAUAAUUAUAAUAAUUAUGACUGUCCCGAAUAUUCGCUAUCGGGUAUCGAAAUGGCGCUGUUUAAGAGCAAGCCUGGAUCAUACAUAUACGUCUUUACAGACGCGUCAGCAAAGGAUUAUAAAAAGGCAGAUAAAAUCAAGGAUUUAUGUCAAAAAACUCAGAGCAAAGUAGUGUUUGUACUGACUGGAAAUUGCCGUCGCCCCGAAAGUGUCAAAUAUCAAGUCUACCACGAAGUAGCCAUUGCUAGCUCGGGGCUGGUAUUAGAAGUUGAAAAAAAUGAAGUUAAUCUGGUUGUUAAAACUAUACAUACUUUCGUAGAAGGCAACACAAAUCCAGUGAAGUCUGUUACGAUACCAGCAAAUAAGAAGUUUGUUAAGCUUCCGUUCUCUGUGGACGACAAAACAGAUAACAUCAUAAUUUCAGGAACAGGAAAAAAUAUUAUAUUACUUGUCGACAGCAUCGGCGAGGAAAUACUCAUGUCGACUAAGAACUCAAAGAUGCUGCAGCUGAAUAAACCGGCACCAGGGAACUACACCAUCAAAGUGAAGGCCUCUUCUACGUCCCACGUGGUUGUGUACGCCCGCACUAACUUCACGUUCCAGCAUGGCUUCUCUCAAACCCAACCGAAGACCAUAAACGAUACAUCACGGAAACCUUUAGCUAAUAUGCAAAACCGAUUGUCUAUAUUGAUCGAAGAUCCAAACGAUUCAGUUGAAAUUGAAACAGCACAACUUAUGAACCUUGAGGACGAGACGCCUAUAGGCAAACCGCUUCAAUUAAAACAAAUAGAAGAUAAUUUAUACAUUACCCAGCCGUUUAUAUCACCCGAAUUCCCAUUUAAACUUGCGGUCAAUGGCCACUACGUUGAUAAUAACAGACCAGUAAGAAGUUUCGCCAAGACACCGAUUUAUCCGAAUAUUGUAGAUAUAGCAGUUAAAAAGAAGCCAACAGUCACUAUCAGCGAAGGAGUCAGUACUACGGUUAUUAUGGGUAGCGAACUGAUUCUGACAUGUAAAGUACACGCAUAUCCAAAUCCGGAAAUCAUUUGGAUUGACGAAAAUGGAAAUACUCUUCGUAGUAAAACUUCUUGUGUAGAAAAACCAUACGAUUUCAUAAGCUACCUCAAUCUGACUCGUGUAGAGAAAGCAAAAAAAUAUGCAUGCGCAGCAAGAAACCGCUUAGGACACGACAAAAAACAAAUUGAUGUGAAAAUUGGAGACCCAUUCAAAGUGAUAUCAUACCCUGGAGAGAACACCCGCGCAAAAUACGCAGAAAGUACAUCGCUUAAAUGUCGCAUAUCUUCUGAUUUUAAAAUGAAAAUCACCUGGUACUACAAUGGUGGAUAUGGAGCGAAAAAGUUGCAUUCAAAUGAUAUUUACAACAUAUCAUCAGAUGGCACAGAACUAGUGAUUAAAUCUCUAAAGAAAGAUCUAGCCGGAAAAUACACCUGCGUCGCGUCAUUACUAAGUGAUAGACACAUUCGUAAAAUAUUUACUACUAAUCUUGAAGUUUACGGUUAUGAUCCUCCUAUAAUAUUAAAGUUAGUUUCAUUCUUGAGAGCGCAAGAAUCGGAAGCUGUUACCAUACCGUGUGUGCUUAGUCAAGGUGUUCCAAAACCUACAAUACAAUGGCAGUACAGGACUAAGGGUUCCUUCGUUGAUGUGGACGUUAAAGCAGAUGCAAGACUACGAGUAUCAAACGAUGGACUCCACAUAUCCAAAUCACAAUUACUCGACAACGGGGAAUACAAAUGUAUUGCACAAAAUGACGCUGGUAUCGAUGAACAUAUAGCAACGCUAACAAUAAAUAAAAAACCAGAGAUAAAUAUUAUCGAAGGAACAGAAAUUAAAAUAGAUUACGGCAGCGAAGUACAAAUCGAAUGUAAAGUGACCGGUAACCCGCUACCUAAAAUUGAAUGGCGAGAAGAAAAUGGAGAUAUUGUAGCGCCGAAGAGUUUGGAUGAUCCAAUACGUCAUCAAUAUCAUCAGAGUUCAAUAUUGAUAUUGAAAAAUCAGAAAAGGUCCAAAAAAAUGUAUUGUUGCUCUGAAAACGCAGAAGGAAAAGACAUGAAAGCCAUUGAUAUUAUUGUAGGGCCGGCUUUCCAUGUCAUAUCUCAUCCUGAAGGAGUAACAAACGUGAACUAUAAUGAAGAGGCUAACAUAAUUUGUGAUGUAAGAUCUAAUAUGCCAAUGGAAAUUACUUGGUUUUACACAAACGAUAAGACGGGUGAAAAAACAAAAAUAACACCAUCAUCGAAGUACUCGAUGUUAUUAAAUGGAACGGUAUUGAAAAUUCAUUCAAUGGACUUAGAUUUGGUUGGGAAGUAUACGUGCAAUGCUUCGUUGACUUUAGAUGAAGAUCAACAUAGGUCUUUUGAUACACUACUGCGGAUACAAGGACUGAAAAAGCCUAAACUCGCAGAAGGUCCCCAUUUGUUAAAAAUGGUGAGAGCUGAUUCGAAAGUUACAUUAGAAUGCAGAGUUCUAGAAGGUCAUCCGAAGCCCACAAUAUCUUGGGAGUUCCGGUCUCGUGGUUCAGACGUAUUCUUACCCACAAACGCAACGGGAAAUCAACUGGAAAUCACAAUUGCCAUAUUAAAUAACUCUGGCCACUAUCGAUGCAAAGCUCAGAAUGUACUGGGUCAAGACACGAAAACAAUUGAACUUGAAGUAUCCAUGGUGCCAGCAGCAAUAAUCUUCGAAGGUAAGCAGAUGAAUCUAUCGUACCGAGCCGAAGCCAUGCUUUCGUGUGCAGUGACUGCGUUUCCGCCACCGAAAAUUAUCUGGACUGAUAGUAAAGGAAUGAUUUUAGACAAAAAGAUGCCUCCGGAAAGUGUUAAUCACAUGUACCAAUCCGACAUAGUAGUGAGGAACAUGACAAAAUCAGAAAAAUUCAGCUGUCACGCUUCGAACGAUUUGGGAGACAAUUUGGAAACUAUCGAUGUAAAUGUAGCGGCGCCUUUUGAAGUCGAAGAAAAACCCGAAGCCGAUGUUAAAGUAGAAUAUGGUAAGGCACAUGUAGUCAAAUGCCAUAUAAAAUCAGCUUUAAACAUGACUAUACAAUGGUACAGAAUACCUGAGACGAAAGGAGUUGAACAACUUAUUAAAUCUUCAGACAUAUAUUCUAUAUCUUCGGAUGGUACAGAGCUUACUAUUGCCUUCAUGGAACCUAAUCUUGACGGAACAUAUAGAUGUACUGCAUUUUUAAGUGAUAAUGUUGAUGAGAAGAUUUCAUUUAACACGAAAAUUAAAACGACUGGACUUGCUUCACCAGUACUCGAUAAAGACAUUUCAAAUAUGAAAGUCAUAGCUGGAUCAAAUGUGACAUUAUUCUGUAGAAUCAAGUUCGGCAACCCGACACCAGAUAUAAGAUGGAUUUUCAUGAGUCGUCCUGAUGCAAUCCGACCUAUCUAUACAUCCUAUACAGCAACUGGACAAGAGUUGCACAUAUCAAAUGUAUCGCUUGAUGACGCUGGCCGCUAUUUCUGUAAAGCACAAAAUUUUGUCGGCAAAGACCAGCAUGAAAUUGAACUCAUCGUUGAAGCUCCACCAGUAAUAACACGGUCUGACGUAAAAGCAUACACUGCUAUUGUUGGUGACGUAGUUCUGAAGAUUCCGUGCGAAGCUACUGGAUAUCCUAAGCCAGCUAUCUCGUGGCAAGUAGAUGGAACUGAUAUAACGCCAGACUCAAAGUACAAUAUUGUGGAGGGAGCUCUACUUGUUCGUUCGCCUGUUGAAAAUGAUACUUUAGAGUACACAUGCAAAGCGAUGAAUAAUGUUGGUGAAGAUAGUGUAAUUCUUGAUGGAAUUGUGACAGAUAGCAUUUAUGAAUACGAAAAUGUUCGCAAUAUUUACAUAAAAAAAGGAUCUUCAGAGAAAAUAAGCUGCAAUUUGACACAUACUAAAACUGACACACUCCGAUGGUUUUUGAAUGAAUACGUCACAAGCCAAACUGGACCUUAUAUAUAUUUGGAAAAUGCUACUGAGGCUAACGACGGAAAUUAUUCAUGUCGCAUCAGCAACGAGAAUGGUUAUAGCAUGAAUACUUUUGUAGUGGACGUCGGCUACUCUCCCACUUUUACCUCGUACCAAGAUGACAUCAUAGACUGGAAGGGCGAUACAUCAUUAGAUUGUGCUGCCAGCGCUAAACCCGAAGCUAUGACGCAUUGGUACUUCGAAGGUAAACACAUAAGAACGAAUGAAAGUUUAGAGCAGUUGCCAAUUACAAAAUGGGGUCAAUACAUAUGCAAUGUCGCUAACGUCCAUGGUUCUGUCAACAGAUCCUUCAUUGUUACUUCAACAGAUUGUCUAAUAGACAGGGAGGUAAAUAAUGAACUCACUCCACUUCUUAUAACUGAAAAUCUUAAAUGGCCGAUAUUUGAAGCAAAAAAGAAGUUUUUAGUGAUACCGCAUUUAGAGAAACUUGUUCUAUCAUGCCAAAGCCAGGAUAACCCAUCAAACUCGUUCACAAUAAUGCCAGACAAGACAACGAUAGAGGCCACCUGCGCCGGCAAAGAUACAUUCUCGAUCGGCGGAGAAAUAUAUAAAUACUCUGAUUUACACUGCAGUGGUAAAAUUCUACCUGUUGUAAAAAAGACAGGAGAUCAAUGUCUCAACGAUGGAACAGAAAUGGUACAAGUAGGAUACGAGGUUGAUGAAUUUAUUGAACUGUACAGUGUCUGUAUGGACACCAAAAAUAAAGUGCCAUUGUAUACUAAAAUGAGUAUGUUUGAUAUGAAUAACAUAAAUACUUCGACAGCGUACAAAUGGUUUAACCACUCUGAUGAUAGCUAUUUUAAUAACGAAGUUUACUCCUGUGAAAGCCCAGCCUCGUGCUGUGUAGCUAAGGAACAAUUAGUCAAUGUUAAUGACGUUAUUUUCGGCCCCGCUCAGCGAAGCACUUUCAUCGACGGUCUCAACUCUAUACCAGUUUGGGAAAAUUGCAAUAACUCUAGAAUGAGCUGGCGUCAAUUAGAGGAACGUAUUAGAGUACUCUACGAUACAACUUCACAGUUCGGAGUGUGGACCGGAGCGAGCGAUUACGUUGAUACGGAUAAAGGAAAAAUUCCUCAAUAUUUGUGGAAGGUGGUCCGACUUCACGAGCUGUAUUCAGUCGCCAUUAUAUACGUCAACGACCCAAAUCCAAAUGACAGUCAAAUUUUGUGCAAGAAUGUGUGCGAGGAACACUCAUGGGUUGAAUCUUAUGACAAAUACACCUACUGCUGCGAACUGACUGACUUCCUCAAAGCGUUCAAUGUUACUGAGGAAGCUAUUGGGGGAAUUUAGAAUAAGCAAAAAAAUAAACUAUUAACUAAGUACAGUAUAAGAUUGCGAUUUCUGAACGAUAGACCAACGUACAGUCAGCCAGAAAAGUAGCUGAAUUAAUGCAAAAUUUCAAAUCGACUUAAACUUUUAUGCCUGAUUUAACAAUCGUUUUCUUCUCUAAAACAAAAUUUAGAGUUUACUUUACUUUAGAUAAAGAAAAAAUAUAUUUCGAUUGAAGUUAAUGUUUAAAAAGCAUUUUGAAGUUUUUAAUUUGUUCAGCUACUUUUGUGGUUGACUGUACAUAUUAUUACUAUAAGUACCCUCAGGCAUUAAAUUAUUUGCAUUGUAUUGGUCAUUAAAUACGUUCAAUAUAAUUGCAUAGUUUAAUUCCGUAUUGAUACUUACCUAGUUUAAAUGCGACGAAAUUGUAUCUAGUUAUAUAACGUCAGAGGGCCUUAUUCCGUCUACGAUGGCGAAUCCGUAUUUUGUAAUUAUUAAAUAUCGAUAUAAAAACGAUUGGCAAAAUUGUAUUUUUUAAAUAGUGGUAAUUUUUUUUGUUGGCAACUUUGUCUGUGCAUAAAUAUGUGCUUAUGGGCCGGUUAAUUUUUUUCUCCAAAUAAAUAAAUAAUUAUUAAGUCCA